GAGCACUCGGUGAGUAAUUGUUUAACUGACAAUGAACUCAACGCAAUGGACCCACUUCACAGGUCCUUUUGUUCUCUUCCAACUAUCCCCAGCUCGCUCAAACUCGCUACAAAACUGAGCCAACUCACUCCCCUCCCAAAUCCUCUACGAACACCAUUACAAUCCACGUCUACCCACCAAAUAAUAUAUAUUAUCUCCUUUAUUUCCUUCUCUGCAUCCGCCUCUUCUCCAAUAUUAUUUUGGGCGAUUGUCCUGACUUGUGCAAUGCAAUUUCAAAUUUUCCUCUAUAAAAUAUAUAUGAGCCGAGAUCAGACCAUAUCCCAAGCAUUUAUGAUAAAAGAUUGUAAUUGCCCAUGAGAACCUGAGGUUCUUUUCAUACUAUAGGAUGUAUCCUUUUAGGAUAGGUCGUGCAGCGCAGUGGUGUCGUUGUACAAUUACCUAACAGAUCAGGAUUUGUUCGGUGUAGAGAGAGAGAGAGAGAAGUCAACGCAAAACCAAGAUCAGAAUUGGAGAAAACAAAUGGAGAAAGCCCGGACGGACCAAUUCCAACCCCACCAAAAACACUUCUUCAAACUUGCUACUUUUCUCUUCUCUAUUCAUCUUUCAAUUGAUCCUCCACAUGAGAACUUUUUUGUUUUGCACAAGUUUCUUAUUCUAUUCUCUUGUCUCUGGUUCUUUAUUCUCUGAAUUCAUCUCUCCAAAUUUCACUGCUUCACACUAUAAGUUCAUUGACAAUGAAGGCGCUUUCCUUCUCUCUCGCAAUGGAACAUUUGAAGCUGCUAUCUUCAAUCCUGGAGGACAAGUCAACUUUUACCUGUGCGUUAUUCAUGUGGCUUCAGGCACAAUCAUAUGGUCUGCUAAUCGGGAUGCUCCUUUCUCAAGUUCAGGUAAAAUGGCUCUUACAGCCCAAGGAAUCAGCAUUGCUGAUGAAGAUGGCAAUCCCAAAUGGUCAACUCCAUCAUUGAGAUCUUCAGUUCAUGGAUUGCUACUAACUGAGAUGGGUAACCUUGUUUUACUUGAUCAGUUUAAUGAUUCGCUUUGGGAGAGCUUCCACUUUCCAACAGAUACAAUAGUCCUUGGACAACAAUUACCCGAGGGAGCAAUGCUGUCCAGUGCGGCAUCAAAUGUUAACAUAUCAACUGGUGAUUACCGGCUUGCUAUAACUGAUUCAGAUGCAAUAUUACAAUGGCAAGGGCAGGCAUAUUGGAAGUUAUCAAUGGAUAUCAACGCUUAUACAAACUCUAAUUAUGUUGUCGAUUAUAUGGCAAUAAACAGAACUGGUCUCUUUCUGUUCAGUCAUAAUGGAUCAGCUGUUGUAAUUCGGGUGAGUUUGUCACCAUCUGACUUCCGAGUUGCCCAGUUGGAUGCUUCUGGCCGCUUUAUAGUCAAACGUUUUUCUGGCGGUGAUGGGGAACAGGAGUUUGUAGGGCCACGUGAUGGUUGUCAAAUUCCACUCAUCUGUGGCAGAAUUGGUUUGUGUCUUGAUGCUACAUCCAAUGGACCAACUUGUUCGUGUCCGCAAGGUUUCCAUGGAGUUUCUCAAAAUUCAAGUGGUUGCUUGCCAAGUGGUCUUUCCUUGCCACGCGCUUGUAAUUCAACAAAAAAUGGAAGUCAGUUGAAUUCCUCUGCUCUUUCUUAUUCAAGGCUUGGUUUUGGUAUGGAUUACUUUGCUAUUGAUUUCUCCGAGCCUGUAAGAUAUGGGGUAAAUUUGUCUAUCUGUCAAGAGUUUUGCACGUCGGACUGUUCUUGUUUGGGAAUUUUUUAUGAAAAUUCGUCUGGAUCUUGCUAUGCACUUGAAAAUGACUUGGGUUCCUUUAUAUCAAGCACUAGCGAUGAAGAUGAUCUGUUGGGUUAUGUUAAAGUUAUAGUUGGAGCACCUUCUGAUGUCAAUACAACUUACAGUAAUCAAAGUCGACAACUCCCUGUAAUUGCUCUGGUGCUUUUACCUUUUACUGGGCUCAUCCUCAUGGUUGUUCUUGGUUUCCUUUGGUGGAGAAGAUGGAAACUUUCUAACAAAGAUAUAAAACUCGGUCAUGCAAGCUCACUUUCUUCUGGUGACCUUGAUGCCUUCUACAUCCCAGGCUUACCCCAAAGGUAUGACCUUGAAGAGCUUGAGGUGGCUACUGAUAAUUUUAAAACCCAGAUUGGAUCAGGUGGGUUUGGUUCUGUAUACAAGGGCACUCUGCCUGAUAAAUCAGUUGUGGCAGUAAAAAAGAUAACCAAUUUAGGAGUACAAGGGAAAAAGGAUUUUUGUACUGAAAUUGCGGUAAUCGGAAGUAUACACCACGUCAAUCUGGUGAAGUUAAGAGGAUUUUGUGCACAAGGCAGACAGCGCCUUUUGGUUUACGAGUACAUGAAUCGUGGCUCCUUAGACAAGACCCUUUUUGGUAGUGGACCUGUCUUGGAAUGGCAAGAGAGAUUUGAGAUAGCUCUGGGAACUGCUCGUGGGCUUGCAUACUUGCAUACUGGGUGUGAGCACAAAAUUAUUCAUUGUGAUGUUAAACCCGAGAAUAUUCUUCUGCAUGAUCAGUUUCAAGCCAAGAUAUCUGAUUUCGGCCUCUCAAAACUUCUAAGCCCUGAACAGUCCAGUUUAUUCACAACAAUGAGGGGAACCCGCGGCUAUCUUGCACCUGAAUGGCUAACUAACUCAGCAAUCUCAGAAAAAACUGAUGUUUACAGUUUUGGAAUGGUAAUGCUUGAACUUGUGAGUGGAAGGAAAAAUUGCUCGGUUCGAUCACAAAGCCACAGCAUGGACAAUAGCAGCAGCGGUGGUGGCCAAUCAACAUCAUCAUCAGGAUCAGGACUUGUUUAUUUCCCAUUAUUGGCAUUGGAGAUGCAUGAGCAAGCGAGGUACAUGGAGCUAGCGGACUCAAGGCUAGAUGGGAGGGUCACAAGUGAAGAGGUGGAAAAAUUAGUGCGAGUAGCUCUGUGUUGUCUGCACGAGGAACCAUCAUGGAGGCCUAACAUGGCAAAUGUCGUAGGAAUGUUGGAGGGCGAUAUUCCUUUAGGUCAGCCGAGAGUUGAAUCUCUGAAUUUCUUGAGAUUUUAUGGGCGUAGAUUUGCUGAGGCUUCCAUGAUAGAGGAGAAUAUGCAAAGUGACUUUGUGUUGUUUCCACGAGCAAAUAAUUCUACAACAAGCACAAGUGAAUCCCAUGUUUGUUUAUCUUUCAUCUCCUCACAGCAGAUUUCAGGACCAAGAUAGUGUUUAAUGUUUGAAUUCUGCAGCAUAUGUAUAGUGUAUUCUGAAUUAUAUCCUGUUCAGAAUUUUAUUUGUUUCAUGGCAUUAUCUCUAGAUUGGAAUCAACUUUUACCCAUUUGAGAGGAAGUUCAAGAAGAGUUGAUCUUCAACAAGUGAAUGGUUAGAUUUGGUGCAUAAAUUAGAGGUUGAAGAUUUUGUG
Molecule: messenger RNA, 3398 nt
Organism: Manihot esculenta (cassava)
Lineage: Eukaryota; Viridiplantae; Streptophyta; Magnoliopsida; Malpighiales; Euphorbiaceae
Product: G-type lectin S-receptor-like serine/threonine-protein kinase At5g35370
Exons: 2
Coding region: 620-3202 (860 amino acids)
Biological process (GO): recognition of pollen; protein phosphorylation
Molecular function (GO): ATP binding; protein serine/threonine kinase activity
Source: RefSeq, a predicted model, not a curated record